CAGAUGACGCGUCUGGCAGGUUUCAAUGGCAGAGAGGUCCGUUGGCCGCCGAAGUGAAUUAAUUUUGCUCAGAGCCCCUGAAGACAGUUUGCAUGGAAGGGACGUCCUUCUUGGGAUCCGGAAUUAUAAUGCCAUGGAGCCCAACAUGGUUGAACGGGCGAAAGACUUCUUUCCACAACCUCGAGGGUCUUGUGCCUUCACCCGCCGCCACCGCGAGAAAACCCGUGAAUCAGCCUUGAGGCCUCAAAAUGGCACCUUCCGGAGAGCCAGUUUUGUGGAGUCUGUACGUCUACGCUCCCAACAAAGUAGCGCCGGUAUUCUUCGCAAUCGCCUAUGGAAUAUCCGCUAUCUUCCACAUAUGGCAGUGUUUUCGUCACAAAGCAUGGAAGUUGAUGUGGCUGCACUCGCUCUGCGCUGUCUUUUUUACGAUCGGAUACGCGCUUCGAGAAUGGGGAGCGUACAACUAUCUGUACAGUCCUACAGACAAAACGCCCCUCAUUAUCUUCAUCGUUAGCCAGGUCCUCAUCUACGUCUGCCCCCCCCUCCUCGAGCUCUCCAACUACCACAUCCUCGGCCGCGUGUUCUACUACGUUCCCUACUGCGCCCCUUUGCCCGCCAACCGCGUCCUGGCCACGUUCGGCGGGCUGAUGGCCGCCGUGGAGGCGCUCAACGCCGUGGGCGUGUCCCUGGGCGUGAACCCGUCCGGAAACUCGCAGUCGCUCGGAAAGAACAUGACCAUCGCCGCCAUCUCGAUACAGGUCAUCAUCAUUGCUGCAUUCGUCGCCUUGGCCGCCCUCUUCCAGGUCCGCUUCGCCCGCACCCACCUCCGCUCCCGCGCCGUCCGGACCACGCUCCUUGUCUUGUACGCGAGCAUGGCGCUCAUCUUUGCGCGGUGCGUCUACCGGCUAGUCGAGCACACGGGCAACACCGAGGUCGACUUCAAGGACAUGGAGGCCCUGAGGCGACUCAGCCCGCUGCUGCGCCACGAGGCCUACUUCUACGUCUUCGAGGCGACCCUGAUGCUGCUCAACUCGGGGCUGUGGAACACCUGGCACCCCGGCCGCCUUCUGCCGCGCGAGAACCACGUCUACCUCGCCGAGGACGGGACCGAGGUGACGGGCGAGAGGGAGGAAGACUCGAGGCCCCUGCUGGCCAGGACGGCCCAUGUGCUGACCUUUGGCAUCCUGUUCCGCAACAAGACCAAAGGCGGUCACCACCGCAUGCAGGAACUGAGCGAGUAUCCGCCCAGUAGCAGGCGUUUUCCUUGAACUGGCCGGGGAUCUUUAUCAUGCUGUGAGUUGGAGGCACCAGGUUCUAACCAAAUCGACCAGGUGAAUUGUGGAUCGGUGCCUUGCUGUAAUACAGUGUUAAUCUAUGAGGAGAGAACUACAGCAGAGAAAGGAGAAGAGGAAGGGAAGACGCUUGUGGAAGGGUUUUGGUUGAAGAAAUUGUUCUGGAUUCUUUGGCUAAUUACCUAAUCUUGUUCUUUGUCCCUCUUCGCCAUGAAUUUAACAAGCGUAUUACCUACCAACUGUUAGAAAGGUAAUACCGUAACUAAGAGUAGCUCUGAAGUUUCACCCCCAGUUUGUUAUAUGCGGCUGCAA
Thermothelomyces thermophilus ATCC 42464 is the source of this 1604-nucleotide messenger RNA. RefSeq lists its product as uncharacterized. Gene Ontology annotation, cellular component: membrane. The transcript has 4 exons. Bases 249 to 1268 code for a protein of 339 amino acids. Lineage: Eukaryota; Fungi; Ascomycota; Sordariomycetes; Sordariales; Chaetomiaceae. The record is from RefSeq and is a predicted model, not a curated record.